AUAUCUAAUUGCUGAAACAGGCCAAGGUUUAUUUUAUCUAAACUGCAGGUGAAACGCUUAUAAUAGGUAUAGAUGGAAAUAGCAUCGGUUAUAGAACAAACAGCUGACGAAAAAAAUACAAUGACUAACCAAACUUACGGUGUCUGACCAUGGACCCUCGACGUUGUGCCCAGGACGUGUUACGGUGUCACAUCUGUGACACACAUACCUCUUUGCACUGUGAAAUUUGUCAAAUUCAUUUGUGUAAAGCGUGUGUUGGGGAUCAUCUUUCAGAUGAAUCCAAAGACCAUAAAGUUGUACCAAUAAAAAAGCGAGAAUCUACACCUACAUGUUCUAAACACUCAUCAAAACAAUGCGUGAUUCACUGUGAGGAAUGCGACAUUCCUAUUUGUGUGCAAUGUAUUUCUUCUGGUGAGCAUGAGCAGCAUAAAAAAGUGGACAUUUUGAAAAGUUUCGAUAAGAAAAGAAAAGUAUUGCAAAGAGAUUUAGAGGAACUGGAGAAAAUAAUUUAUCCACAAUAUCAAGACAUUAUUUCCAAAAUCCAGACGGAAAAAGUUGAUAUAAGUAUACACUUUGAGAAACAGAGAACAGACAUUAAGAAGCAUGGAGAUGAUUGGCACAGAGAAAUAGAUACAAUUAUCAAAAAACUUACAACAGACGUCAAUAGUAUGGAAUCCAACAGUUUGGCCGUCUUAUGGGGAGAGGAAACCAACAUCACUUGCAUUAUGUCUGAAAUCACACAGUUUAUAACAGAUCUCCAAACAGUUUUAGAGUCCAAUGAUAUAAGCUUUACCUUUGCAUAUAAAUCACGGAAUAGUGAUUUUAAAAAAAUGCAUCCUUUACGGAAAUCGGCCCCACCAAGGGGUAUAUUUACGCCCCAAAAGAUCGAAAAAGAACAUAUCUAUCAACAGUUUGGUUCUCUCUUAUUAUCAGAUGAACAUGGUUUUGCAGUAAUUUUUGCUUCUCAUGAUUUUUCUCCGAAUGAAAGACCGGGAACUGAAAAACCGCGAAUAAUCAGAGAAAUAAAAACUGAACACGAAGAAAUAAAUCGGCUGUACAGUGUGUGUUGUCAGAGUGAUCAAGAAGUUUGGACUUGCAGCGAUGACCAUAUCAUGAGACUCUUCAACCUUCAAGGAGAAUUAGUGAAGUCAAUCGAAACCAAGUCAGGGAAUAAACCAAAGGACAUUGCAAUAACAAAACAAGGCUAUCUAGCAUAUACUGACUACAUUAAUCAAACUCUGAACAUAGUAAAAGAAAAACAGAUACAGGAGAUAAAAUUAAGGAAAUGGAGACCCCAUGGUGUCUGUACGACUGCCUCUGGUGACCUCCUGGUAAUCAUGGACAGUGAUAAUAACAGAGAAUCAAAAGUCGUGCGUUACUGUAGCUCAAAAGGAAAGGAGAAACAAAGUGUCCAGUUUGAUACUAACGGUCUCCCUCUGUAUUCACCUGGUGGCAUAAAAUACAUUAAUGAAAAUAGGAAUGAAGAUAUCUGUGUAUCUAUCUGUUGGGCCAGUGCAGUAGUUGUGGUAAGCCGAGUAGGAAAAUAUUGCUUUACAUACAAUGGACCAUCCACUACUGCCACCAGAUCAUUUAAUCCUUACGGCAUCACUACAGACAGCCAGGGUCGAAUCCUGACGGCUGACUGUAACAACCACAGUAUCCAUAUCCUUGAUCAGGACGGACAGUUCCUCCGCUUCAUUGACAACUGCGAUAUAUGUUGUCCAUACGGUUUAUGUGUGGACACCAACGACAACCUGUUUGUGGCUGAGUGGAAAUCGGGAACAAUGAAAUUGAUUCAAAAUUACAUGUUCUAGACAAUGAUUAGUGCACAUUUUUUUUCUGAUGAAUGUGUCUUUGCUACCCAUUUGAAAUGAUAUAAUGAUCUUUCAGGCGGUUACAUGUCCUUUAAGAUAUUAAUUUGUGUUUGUAUCUGAAAAACAAAACAUGUAAAGAUGAAAAUGACAAUCAUGAAUAAUACAACCGGAAAUGUAUCUACAUAUAUGUAUGUGAAUUUUUUUAUAAGAUUUUAAAACCUCUGAAGAUGCAAAUUUAACGCUGAUAAAUUAGAUAUUGCAUGUUCCUAUCGAAAAAGUUUUCAGCAGUUUGAGUCAUUCAAAUAAGUCCUUAGAGUGUUAAAUAGCAUGUAAUCUAUAUUAUUUGCAAAUCGGAAAUGAGUGCGAUCGAUUAAAGCAAAGAAUUCCAGCGGAAAAAUAUUUAUAUUUCCAUUUAACAUUAUUUGUUUCCGUGUCAGUGUUAUUUUGGCUAUUAAAAUUAAAUAAUAUGUAGCACAACAUAAGUGACAAUCUCCAACUUUAUUCAACUUCCUAUAUGCCUAAAAUCGCAAAGGGUUCAAAUUUGUUGUAAAAUACCUGUAUAUAAAUUAAGUUUAUUUCCUUAGUAGGACUGAAUCAUAAUAUGUUUUAAUUAUUUCAACAUGCAAAAGUUGUUUAUUCUUUCAUUAUUCAAUUCUUUUUUUUUACAUCGAUUGACGCCAAAUAACAAUUAUUUUUGGCAGCUGUGCAUAAUUUCAAAAGGUAGAUAUUAUCAUAUAUUAAACAUCCAUACAG
Magallana angulata is the source of this 2567-nucleotide messenger RNA. RefSeq lists its product as uncharacterized. Gene Ontology annotation, biological process: proteasome-mediated ubiquitin-dependent protein catabolic process; protein polyubiquitination; negative regulation of translation. Gene Ontology annotation, molecular function: ubiquitin protein ligase activity; translation repressor activity; zinc ion binding. The transcript has 2 exons. The record is from RefSeq and is a predicted model, not a curated record. NCBI's taxonomy places the organism in Eukaryota, Metazoa, Mollusca, Bivalvia, Ostreida, Ostreidae. The coding region runs from base 150 to 1814 and encodes 554 amino acids.